AUGGCUGGUGCUGGUGAGAAUUUAGGUCCUGAACCCUUUUCCUCCAUACCCCCAGAGCAGCAGGAGGAACUGAAGGCUGCACUACGGAAAGGAAACCUUGAGGCAGUAGCCUCGAAAACCCGAGAGGUUCUGGGCAAUCUAGACAAGGUGGGUCUCAACAUUGCCGUCACAGGGAUCGCAGGCUCUGGCAAGUCAUCCUUUGUCAAUGCCAUGCAUGGUCUGGACGAUGGAGAUAAGGACACAGCUUCCACAGGAGUGACAGAAACAACAUUUAAGCCUGCCUGUUUCCCACACUCUCAAAAUCCCAAUGUCAUUAUCUGGGACCUGCCGGGAAUUGGGACACCAACACUUCGAGCAGACACAUACCUCCAACAGAUGCAGUUCGAUCGCUAUGAUUUUUUCAUCAUCAUUUCCUGCACGCGCUUCACAGAGUACGACAUCAAACUGGCCCGUGAGAUCCAGGGACUGGGGAAGCGCUUCUACUUUGUGCGCGCCAAGGUGGAUCAGGAUUUGGACAACGAGCGGAGACUGUACGAUCAGUCGGGAUGUCUGAAGAAACCUUCUGCUUCACGCCCACCACAGUACGACGAGGCUGUGAUCCUGAAAAACAUCCGAGAUAACUGCAAUGGAAACCUGGAGACAGGAGGGAUGGAUUUCCAACAGGUUUUUCUUGUCUCAAACUGGUACAUUAAUGAGUAUGAUUUCCCCAGGCUGCAGGAGACUCUUCUGCACGAGCUGCCCAGUCACAAGCGAUUAACUUUUCUCCGCUCCCUGUCCAACCUCUCUAAAGAAACCUUGAAGGAGAAGAAGAACUAUUUGAUGGACCAGGUAUGGCUGAAGAGUUUAGCUUCCUUAGGAGCCAGUGUAGUUCCUGUGCCAGGCUUUGCCACUGAGCGCAGUGCAGUUCUCCUGGUGACAUCCCUGAAACUGUACUGCCAGGACUUUGGCCUGGAUAAAGAUUCCCUUGACGGGAUUGCUAGGCGCACAAACAAGCCCAUCGAAGAGCUGAGAGCUGUGAUAAAGUCCCCCCUGGCCCAUGAAAUCACAGAAGAUCUCGUCAUUAAGCUCCUGUCCGAGGCAGUAGGUGGGGCAGUGAAUUACGCUUUGGUUUUCAAGAAUAUCCUCCCCAUAGCGUGUCCCGUGAUAGGUUCUGCGGUAUCAGGCACCGUUUCUUACAAUACCACGUACACCUUGCUGGAGGGUUUCCUGAAUGAUGUUGCUGACGACGCCACACGUGUGCUGGAAAAGGCUUCAAAGUGAGAAGCCUGUAUAUCGGCAAAAGGCCAGUGCUGGCUCUGUG
Molecule: messenger RNA, 1300 nt
Organism: Alligator sinensis (Chinese alligator)
Lineage: Eukaryota; Metazoa; Chordata; Crocodylia; Alligatoridae
Product: interferon-inducible GTPase 5-like
Exons: 1
Coding region: 1-1260 (419 amino acids)
Cellular component (GO): membrane
Molecular function (GO): GTP binding; GTPase activity
Source: RefSeq, a predicted model, not a curated record